AGUAACAGAUGGUAUUGGUAUUGUCAGUGGCAGGUCAUCUUAUAGAAAGUUUGUAGCCUUCGUAAUUUUUUUUCCUAUGUGAUUGGCUGUGUAGUGAUGGAAGAGAUCAGUAUUUUAACGGAAAGCAUUAUUAAAAUAGAACCGGUUAAAGAAGAACCAGUAGAAGUAAAGGAAGAUGAUUCCUGGAAUGCCUUUGUUAAAGAAGAACCUAUAGAAGUGAAGGAAGAUAAUUCCUGGAAUGCCUUUGUCAAAGAAGAACCAGUAGAAGUGAAGGAAGAUAAUUCCUGGAAUACCUUUGUUAAAGAAGAACCUUUAGAAGUGAAGGAAGAUAAUUCCUGGAAUGCCUUUGUUAAAGAAGAACCAGAUGAUGUGAAUGAAGACAAUUGCUGGAAUGCCUUUGUGAGUAAUAUUAUUAUUAACGGCAUAAUCUAACCAGUCUUUUGUGGUAAUUGGAAAGUAAUUGGUGAUGACAUUUUGGAGAUUAGAAGAAGUAGCCACCAUUUUGGAGGUACAGAUUUCUUCAUCAUUGAAGAGUGCUGAGGGAUGGGUGGUAGUUGGAGUGCUGAGCUUGAAUGCCUGAUUGGAGCAGGAGAAAAUUGAAGGGUCCACAGAAAUGUGAAUUUUAUGGUGAUCUAAUUUAAUGGUGUUAUUGCUUUGAAAGGUGAUUCUGGAGAGGUUUUAGCACUUAAUAGCCUGGUAAGGAAAGGAACUACUAUUUACAUUACUGCCUCCAAAAUGUCAAGGAUAUAAAUGCCGAAUUUUGCAUUGUGGAGAUUAAAAAGAAAGGAAAGGUGUUACUAUCACUGAAAGAAUGUAACAAGUUUUGCAAUUAAAGGCACCAUGAACCAUCUCCAAAGUGUAAUUUUUUUAUUAGAAUUUUGAAGAUCUUGAAUUUUUUUUUUCUUUCCUUUUCCUGUUUCUGCUAAUUUAAAUUUAAUUGCAUUCAUCUGUAUAUUGAAAGGCGGCUAGUAAAGAUAAUGUUCUUCAGUGCAUUCCUUUCAGUGAUUUGAAUGAUAUUUUUAAAAUCGGCUACUACAAUGAAUUCUUUUCCCAUUUUCUCGUUAAUUUGGUUUUCAAAUUGUGCCUUUUUUACAGUUCCAUCACAAUAGCACUUGCUAUCACUAAAAGAGUAGUUUGCCUUUAAGUUCAAUAAAAAGUCCAUCAAUUAUGGACUCCCAAUAUUUGAACUAUUAAUGUGUGUAAUGUUCUUAACUUAUAAUUUGGAUAUUUUCAUAAGUUAGUAUAAAUAAAUGAAUUUUAAGUUUAUAUUAAUUUUAUCUUCAAUACAAUAGAAAUAUUUAUUUUGGUUAUAUUGCUUGUAAAUUUUAAUUAAAUAGUAAUUUAUUUUUUAGUUGUACAAUAUAGUUGAAAUAUAUUGUUCAUGCAGUAUAAUCACAUCAGUGGCAUAGCAUAUUGAGGGUUGCCUGCCCCGGGCAAUAAAAAAUGUCAUAAUAAAUAACAAUAAUAAUAAUAAUUAUUAUUAUUAUUAUUAUUAUUUUGCAUAUGGGCCAUUACUGACCACGCUACACGAUUUAAUGUGUGUAAUUCUUCAGGAUCAGCUUUUCAGCUGUAUCCUAGGAUUACGACAAGGUUGUUACGCCUUGAAGUAUGCAUUAUGAGAUGAAUGGAUGACGAUGAUAGGUGAAGGGACAAUCACAAGUACGACCAUGUCUUAAGCAGGACUCUAACCUGCAGCCUCCUCGGCACAGACGACAGCUGCCGCAACCGUCUGCGCCACGGGGCCGAUUAUUAUUAUUAUUAUUAUUAUUAUUAUUAUUAUUAUUAUUAUUAUUAUUAUUAUUAUUAUAAUUAAUCUUGUAAAACUUAGAACCAUUUCAUUUCAUAUUUUUGUCCCACCUACGAUUCGGACAGAUUAAAAUGAGCAUGGAAUCCUUCAUUACUUAUUUUGCAAUUACUUUUUCAAAUGAAUUUAUACGAAUGGCAUGUUGCUAAGUGUAGCACCUGGCAACACCGUCUGUACUGACUAUUAGGAUUUACUUGUAUUUUAUUUUGUGAUUGGAUUGUUUAUGAAUAUUAUUCAGUGAGAUUGACUUCUAUCCUAUAAAAAGUAUUGUUCAAUAUUGUAGUAUAAUAUCACCUGCAAAUUAGAUUGCAGUACAGAUAAGUCUCUUUAGGGAAGUCCUUGAGUUGGUUUUAAGGCUUACCAAUCUGGCUAUCUUGUCUAUUAAGC
Gryllus bimaculatus (two-spotted cricket) is the source of this 2191-nucleotide messenger RNA. The record is from the annotation of a GenBank genome assembly. NCBI's taxonomy places the organism in Eukaryota, Metazoa, Arthropoda, Insecta, Orthoptera, Gryllidae.